AACCGGUACUAGAAUGGUCAGUACUAAGAAGCCUCUCUUCUUUGAAAAGGAUUAUCAUUUGAUCAAAUUCUCUCUGUGGUUAUUCCUUUGGAUUAUGAAAUGUGGCUCAGGGUCUUCACAGCUUUCUUUGCCUUUGUAGCAAUGGAUUGUUCGGGGUUGAAGGUGAUGGUGCCGGCACAGACUGUCCAUGGCAUCAGGGGUCAAGCCCUCUACCUUCCUGUGCACUAUGGCUUCCACACUCCAGCAUCGGACAUCCAGAUCAUAUGGCUGUUUGAGAGGCCCCACACAAUGCCCAAAUACUUGCUGGGCUCUGUGAAUAAGUCUGUGGUUCCCGACUUGGAAUACCAACACAAGUUUACCAUGAUGCCACCCAAUGCAUCUCUGCUUAUCAACCCACUGCAGUUCACCGAUGAAGGCAAUUACAUUGUGAAGGUCAAUAUUCAGGGAAAUGGAACUCUAUCCUCAAGUCAGAAGAUACAAGUCACUGUAGAUGAUCCUGUCACAAAACCAGUGGUCUGGACUCACCCUUCCUCUGGGGCUGUGGAAUAUGUGGGGAACAUAACCCUGAUGUGCCAGGUGGAAGGGGGCACCCGAUUGGCUUACCAGUGGUUAAAGAAUGGGAAGCCUGUCUGCACCAGUUCCACCUAUUCCUUUUCUCCUCAAAACAACACACUUCAUAUUUCCCCAGUGACUAAGGAAGACAUUGGGAAUUACAGUUGCCUGGUGAAGAACCCUGUCAGUGAGAUGGAAAGUAACAUCAUUAUGCCCACCAUCUAUUAUGGACCUUAUGGACUUCAAGUUAAUUCUGAUAAAGGGCUAAAAGUAGGGGAAGUGUUUACUGUGGAUCUUGGAGAAGCCAUUCUAUUUGAUUGUUCUGCUGAUUCUUAUCCCCCCAACACCUACUCCUGGAUUMGGAGGACUGACAAUACAACAUAUGUCAUUAAGUAUGGGCCUCACUUGGAAGUUGCAUCUGAGAAAGUAGCCCAGAAGACAACUGACUAYGUAUGCUGUGCUUACAACAACAUAACUGGAAGGCGAGAUGAAACUCGUUUCACAGUCAUCAUCACUUCCACAGGACUAGAGAAACUUGCACAAAAAGGCAAAUCAUUGUCMCCUUUAGCAAGUAUAACUGGAAUAUCAUUAUUUUUGAUUAUAUCCAUGUGUCUUCUCUUCCUAUGGAAAAAAUAUCAACCCUACAAAGCUAUAAAACAGAAGCUAGAAGGCAGGCCAGAGACAGAAUACARGAGAGCGCAAACAUUUUCAGGCCAUGAAGAUGCUCUGGAUGACUUUGGAAUAUAUGAAUUUGUUGCUUUUCCAGAUGCCUCUGGUGUUCCCAGGAUGCCAAGUAGGUCUAUUCCAGCCUCCAAUGGUGUAUCAGGGCAAGAUUUGCAUAGUACAAUUUACGAAGUUAUUCAGCACAUCCCUGCCCAACAGCAAGAUCAUCCAGAGUGAGAUUUCAUGGGCAAAUCUGUACAUUGGAGUGAAAUAAUGAAAGGGCAUUUUGGAARAAACUGUGGAAAUAUAAAUUCAUCUGGAAUCAAUGAAGAACUCAAACUCAAUACCUUUUACUCAUUACUUCUUUCAAAUGCAUAUUAGAAGCAUUUAUACAAAUUGGACUGCAGAUUUUCCAGCACACAUACAAUGUUUUACACACUACAGAAAAGUGGGAAAAUAUUUCUCAAUAGGCAUUCUUAUCAUGACG
Messenger RNA from Urocitellus parryii (Arctic ground squirrel), 1702 nucleotides. The record is from RefSeq and is a predicted model, not a curated record. Lineage: Eukaryota; Metazoa; Chordata; Mammalia; Rodentia; Sciuridae.